Molecule: messenger RNA, 1221 nt
Organism: Ipomoea nil (Japanese morning glory)
Lineage: Eukaryota; Viridiplantae; Streptophyta; Magnoliopsida; Solanales; Convolvulaceae
Product: dual specificity protein phosphatase 1-like
Exons: 6
Coding region: 282-857 (191 amino acids)
Biological process (GO): negative regulation of MAPK cascade; protein dephosphorylation
Cellular component (GO): cytoplasm
Molecular function (GO): protein tyrosine/threonine phosphatase activity; MAP kinase tyrosine/serine/threonine phosphatase activity
Source: RefSeq, a predicted model, not a curated record
AGAUUUCAGUUUUUUCGUCCUCGCCACUCAAAGUAUGGAUGGGUUAAUUAAGUUUUCUUCAUUGCGAAGGCUGGGAUUUGUGAAGGGAUGGGUUGAAAGUAGGGAUGGUUUAAUUCUCCCUGCCGUGUCGAUUGUUCAAGACUAGCUGAAAUCUGCUUAUCAUUAUUUUCUGCAAUUAAGUGGCUUUUGAAUGCGCUUUAGUUUUUUCUAGAGAGAAUUGACGGUGGUGGUGCAUCACAUUUCUGAAUUGGAAGAAGGAUUUCAAGGCAAAAGGCAGACAAAUGGAGCAGCAAAUUGCAGCUCUACGGCAAGCAUUAUCUGCAACAAAGCUCAUUAAGGAGGAUAAUGUUCCUUGCAAGAUUGAAGAGGGUCUCUAUUUGGGUUCCCUUGGAGCUGCAAAUGAUAAAACUAGAUUGAAAAGCUUGAACAUUACACAUAUUUUGACAGUUGCCCGUGCACUGGCACCCGCUCAUCCAAAUGAUUUUACCUACAAGGUUAUUGCUGUGCUGGACCGAGAAGAUGUAGAAAUUUCACAGUACUUCGAUGAAUGCUUUAAUUUCAUUGAAGAGGGCAAAAGAGUAGGCGGUGUUUUGGUUCAUUGCUAUAUGGGAAGAUCCAGAAGUGUGACGGUUGUUGUUUCUUAUCUGAUGAAAAAGCAUGGUAUGGGCAUGUCUGAAGCGCUGGAACUUGUGAAAAGUAAAAGGCCAUUGGCUUGUCCUAAUGCUGGUUUUAUGUUGGUGCUACAGAACUAUGAAAAAAUUCUUAUAGAGCUCGGUCGAAAUAUGAGGGGAAGAAGCUAUAGUUACAGUCCUUCACCACCACGGGGCUAUAGCAGGAGAUACAGAAGUCCAAGCUAAAGAGGUCACCGUGGAGGGCGAUUUAGGGAACCUCCUACCAGUCUCUUGGUCCGCAAGCUGCCCCAUGAUUGCAGGUCUGAUCUUUCUGCAAUCUCUUUCCUCCAAGAUCAUGUUUCAUAGCAUUGAAGUGCAUGGUUUUGAGUAAAUAAAUGCAUAUAUAGGAUAUGUAGGAUUUACAGGUUUAUUGGCUGACAUACAGAUUUCUAUAAGCGUCUGCAUUUGUCUCAUUUAUGAUAACAUUUAGUUAUAUACUUCUGGUUAUACUCAAUUUGUGUGAUGAUGAGCUUUACUUCCACCAUGUGUAUUGCAAGCAUAAUUCAUUUCCAUAAAUACCUUAGAACGAAGCCAAAUAGUUGGAUAUCAA